AUAAUCUCCGAGGCUAACAGCAGCCACUCCUCCCAGAUCUUGUGCAGAUAAUGGAAUGGGUGGGAGCCUACGGUUUAUACAAGCCAUCGUCGCCGACCCACCGCACAGUCUCAAGUAAAGCCUGCCUCUCCUAUUAGCUAUCAACGAUGGCUCCCACUGUCAUGUCGUCGGCAGCCACCGCCGUAGCACCCUUCCAGGGACUCAAGUCCACAGCUGGUCUCCCAGUCAGCCGCCUCUCCGGCAACGCGGCUGGCCUCGGCAGCGUCAGCAACGGCGGAAGAAUCCGGUGCAUGCAGGUCUGGCCGAUUGAAGGCAUCAAGAAGUUCGAGACUUUGUCUUACUUGCCACCGCUCUCCACGGAGGCACUCCUGAAGCAGGUCGACUACCUGAUCCGCUCCAAGUGGGUGCCUUGUCUCGAGUUCAGCAAGGUUGGAUUCAUCUUCCGUGAGCACAAUGCCUCUCCAGGGUAUUACGAUGGCCGAUACUGGACAAUGUGGAAGCUACCUAUGUUUGGGUGCACCGACGCCACACAGGUGUUAAACGAAGUGGAGGAGGUCAAGAAGGAGUACCCUGACGCCUAUGUCCGCAUCAUCGGAUUCGACAACAUGCGUCAGGUGCAGUGCGUCAGCUUCAUCGCCUUCAAGCCACCAGGCUGCGAGGAGUCUGGCAAGGCCUAAACAAGCUAACUCCCUUUUAUCAUACAACAUGGUUUCGUGCCAGGUUCAUUUUAUUUCCCUUUUUACUUUUGUUCUGCUUGUGUAUGUGUUCUCUCCCUGCAACUCGAGUUAACAUUGUAUGAGUACUACAAUCAUAAGAGUACUACAACUACGUUUGGGUGAGGUGCAUGUAAACUACGGCUAUGCAUAAAGAGAAAUAUACAUGAUAAGAAUUCCAGUGA
Molecule: messenger RNA, 898 nt
Organism: Hordeum vulgare subsp. vulgare (domesticated barley)
Lineage: Eukaryota; Viridiplantae; Streptophyta; Magnoliopsida; Poales; Poaceae
Product: ribulose bisphosphate carboxylase small subunit, chloroplastic 3-like
Exons: 2
Coding region: 147-677 (176 amino acids)
Source: RefSeq, a predicted model, not a curated record